AUAUCUGAGACAUGCCUAGUGCGCAAAAUAACACAAAGAGCUGAAGAAAACAAUAAGAAUUAUUGCAUUUUUGAGACAUUUCCAUGACGAGUCACUAAACAAUUGUCCAAUAAAAGUGCGUGGCAACUUCUUAAGACUGUUUUGAGCUUGAGGAAUGGUAUUUUAGUGCAAGAAUUAGUGAGAAAUUAUAGCGGAACUGUGAAUGAGUGCAAAGAUGACGUCCGUCGAGUCAAUUCCGCUGAAAAUGGCAGAAAUCUCCAUCAGAAAAUUCAAUGAGGACGCCAUUCCUGGCCACUUGGGCCUCCUGAGGAACCACAAGAGCCAGAUCGAGAAGAGCCUGGCGCUGCAAGACUGGGAGCGUGUGAAGAGAGAGGAAAUCAACGCGACGAGGGUGAUAAAGCAGUUGAAGAAUCUACUGCUUGAGAUGGAAAUCCUGCGGAACAAGAUUCACACUGAGGAGGUGCCAAAGUUUGAUGACUUGACUAACAGAUCCCGCCGCGAGGCGAUAGAGAGCAUCCAGGAGUUCGUGGAGCUGAAGCUCAAGUCGCCUGACAAGUCACGCAGUUCCAGCAAUCUCGAGGAUUUCGAUCCGGACGUGCUGGAGCCUGAUCUGCCACAGCUGGAGUCUGAGUUCAAGCUGCCCGAACACCAGCUGAAGGCGCGGGAAGCGUGCCUGAUAGAGUACGAGAAUCUGCACAGGGAAGUGCAGGACAUUCACGAGUUGUUCCACAAGUUCAGCGAAAACGUCCAGGAGCAGGCGGAGAGCGUGACUCUGGUGGAGAGUAGCGUCUCCGAGACGGCUGAGAAUGUGGUGCACGGCGAGCAGAAUCUCCGGACGGCGCUGAAGUACAAGAAGGCCAUGUAUCCAGUGUGCGGGGCGCUUCUGGGCACCUGCAUUGGCGGCCCGAUUGGCUUCUUCGCCGGACUGAAAGCCGGAGGCUUGGCAGCCGUGGGUUGCGGCAUCCUGGGAUUCACUGGAGGCGAGAUUCUGAAGCGGAAGGAGCAGGAGGGCGUGGAGGUGGCUCCGGAGGCCACAGAGAGCGACAAAACGAAAUGACACUCAUGCGAUGUUCAGUAGUCCCGAAGUCGCCUUGUCCUACCUAAAGUCAUUAGCAGAUUGUGUCUAUUUUAGGAAGCUUGCCCAGUGUUUUCCCGUUGAAAGAGAUUAUAAAAAUGUCGAUAGCUUUAAAUGAAAUGUUCCAA
Messenger RNA from Phlebotomus argentipes, 1203 nucleotides. It is a transcript of the gene Syx17, whose product is annotated as syntaxin-17. The transcript has a single exon. The record is from RefSeq and is a predicted model, not a curated record. NCBI's taxonomy places the organism in Eukaryota, Metazoa, Arthropoda, Insecta, Diptera, Psychodidae. Gene Ontology annotation, cellular component: membrane. Gene Ontology annotation, biological process: vesicle-mediated transport. The coding region runs from base 203 to 1057 and encodes 284 amino acids.